This is a messenger RNA of Octodon degus (degu), 1359 nucleotides long. RefSeq names its product abraxas 1, BRCA1 A complex subunit (gene Abraxas1). Gene Ontology annotation, molecular function: polyubiquitin modification-dependent protein binding; microtubule binding. The transcript has 8 exons. NCBI's taxonomy places the organism in Eukaryota, Metazoa, Chordata, Mammalia, Rodentia, Octodontidae. Gene Ontology annotation, biological process: attachment of spindle microtubules to kinetochore; protein K63-linked deubiquitination; mitotic spindle assembly. Gene Ontology annotation, cellular component: nucleus. The record is from RefSeq and is a predicted model, not a curated record. The coding region runs from base 1 to 1167 and encodes 388 amino acids.
AUGGCUUCUCAUCUGUGUCCACAGGAGGGAUUUCUCCUCGGGGAAGUGAAAGGCGAAGCUAAAAACAGCAUUACUGACUCCCAGAUGGACGAUGUGGAAGUUGUUUAUACAAUCGACAUUCAGAAAUACAUUCCAUGCUACCGGCUUUUCAGCUUUUAUAACUCCUCAGGUGAAGUCAAUGAGCACGCACUGAAGAAAAUACUUUCAAAGGUCAAAAAGAAUGUGGUAGGUUGGUACAAGUUCCGUCGUCACACCGAUCAGAUCAUGACAUUUAGAGAAAGGCUGCUUCACAGAAACUUACAAAAGCACCUUUCAAGUGAGGAACUUGUGUUUCUCUUGUUAACACCAAGCAUUGUGACAGAAAGCUGUUCCACUCAUCGGCUGGAACAUGCCUUAUACAAACCGCAGAAAGGACUUUUUCAUAGGAUCCCUUUAAUAGUGGCCAACUUGGGCAUGUCUGAACAGCUGGGUUAUAAAACUACAUCAGGCUCCUGUACAUCUGUGGGCUUUAGCAGAGCAGUAAAAACACACAGCUCUGAAUUUUUUAAAGAAGAUGGUACUUUAAAAGAGGUACAUAAGAUAAAUGAAAUGUAUGCUUCUCUGCAAGAAGAGUUAAAGGAUGUAUGCAAAAAAGUGGAAGGAAGUGAACGAGAAGUAGAGAUGCUAAUGAAGGACGUAAACAUAUUAAAACAAGAAAUUAAAAAAAGACAACAAGCACAGAUUGAAGUAGCACGAGAGCACAGUGUCCACAAGGAACCUCAGGAGAACAAUUUUCUUUGUCAAGCUUUACGGACCUUUUUUCCGGAUUGUGAAAUUCUCCAUUCUUGUGUUAUCUCUUUGAAAACCAGACAGAUUUCUGAAAGCAGAUGUGAUACCACACACAGUCUCGAUGUGGCAGACAAGCUGACCUUGAUGGUAGAGUAUGCUGACUCUCCGGAAGCCAGUCUGGCUAACACAGCAGAGGAGCCUAAACGCAGAGCUGUGGGCCCAGGCGAUGGACAGCAGCUGAAGAAGUUGAGGCUGUCAGAGCCAGGAAACGAAGGAUCUCAGACAGAUACUGAGAGCAGUAACCAAGAAAAAGCCUUCACAACAAGUAGCCCAGAAACGGAUGAUGAGAUGGAAAGAACACAGGAUGCCAAUGAAUAUCCAGAAUCCCCCACGUUUUAAACCUUGUUACUCCAAGUUUUAACUUUGCUGAAUGCAUCACUCUGUUUCAGCCACUCACAGUGACCCACAGAAAAGCCAGCUCACUUUGACUGCUUCCAGCUGUCUGUGGUGCUGCCUGGGUGAGGCAUUUGUUGCUACUAUGGUUGCUUGCUUACAAUACAUAAGUAAGUUCCACUGCACUUAUUUCAUAAA